GAACAUAGUUCUGUUCUGUGGCAUUGCCUCCAACAUGUCUGUCAGAGCCUCAAAAACGAUCAAGUGCUUGCUUCUCAAUAAGGCGUUUCCAAUCUCAUGCGAAUCUGCAGGCGAUGACGACUGUGGGCGUCACUACCACAUAGUAUCCGAACCAUGACCCCCAACUUCUCGCGCUCCAGAGCAAAUCAGGGUCGUCAACCAUGGCCGCCACUCAUACCCUCAGCACAUUUCGCUACGAAGCGUCUUCGAACACUUUUAUCAAGAAGUCUGUGGAACGUGCACUGCGUCCGAAUGAAAUAAAGAUACAAGUAACGCAUUCAGGAGUCUGUUACACCGAUGUUCACGCCAAAGACAAGGCCUGCGGUUUAGGCCAUGAGGGCGUUGGUGUAGUUGCCACCAUCGGUGACAAUGUGACCUCUAUGAAGCUUGGUGAUAGAGUUGGCUGGGGCUGGUUGCGAAGCUCUUGCGGCAACUGCUCUGUAUGUGUCGACGGAUAUCGCCAAUAUUGUGCUCAAGCAAGUGGCUUUGCUUUCUGCGACCAUGAGCAAGGCGCUUUCGCCGAUUUCCACAUCAUCGAUGCCGACUUUGCCUACCAUAUCCCUCCAGAGAUACCUUCCUGGCAAGCUGGCGUCUUCAUGUGCGCUGGAGCCUCCACUUACGAGGCGUUGGACGCAGCUGGCACGAAGCCCCAUCACCGAAUUGGUGUUGUUGGCUUAGGCGGUCUUGGACACAUGGCUGUUCUGUUCGCCAAAGCAAUGGGCUGUGUUGUGACUGUCUUCUCUGGGUCAUUCGGCAGAGCAGAGAGCAAGGCUGAAGAUGCUUUCAAACUCGGUGCUGACGAGCUACGCACUCUAAGCGAUAUCGACACAACUUUGCGGCCAGGCAGAUCUGAAUAUCUUUCCGCUGGGGGAAAUGAGACGCAAUCCGUAUCACUCGUUGACGUCCUUCUCGUGUGUUGUAACGAGACGCCUGACCUGGAGAAGAUUCUGCCUUUUCUGGCACGACGGGCGACGAUCGUUCUCAUGUCGAUACAGCAAAAGCCACUUGUUGUUCCAUAUAUGCCUUUCAUACUACCUGGUCACAAGAUCGUUGCCUCAACCGAAGCAUCAAGGCAGAACCAUCUUGCUAUGAUCCAAUUUGCAGCUCGGCACAAAAUAUCACCGUGGGUAGAACGAUUCCCUAUGACGGAAGAUGGCCUCAAGAGUGCGUUCGAAAGACUUGAGAACGGCGAGAUGCGAUUCAGAGGAGUGCUUGAGGUUCCUGGUGCUUGAUUUUUGCAUUCUCCCAGUGUACUACUGUACGUAACGCUAGUAGCCAUGCAGAGGCACAACACAAUAGCUGCAAUGUACAGCACACAUAGUGAUCUCAGCUUAUCUCGUCCUUUCUCCAACUGAAUCCAGGCUUUUGAUAUAAAUACUAUCUGAAUUCAUUAUCUC
Messenger RNA from Aureobasidium subglaciale EXF-2481, 1436 nucleotides. RefSeq lists its product as uncharacterized. The coding region runs from base 201 to 1271 and encodes 356 amino acids. Lineage: Eukaryota; Fungi; Ascomycota; Dothideomycetes; Dothideales; Saccotheciaceae. Gene Ontology annotation, molecular function: zinc ion binding; alcohol dehydrogenase (NADP+) activity. The record is from RefSeq and is a predicted model, not a curated record. The transcript has 4 exons. Gene Ontology annotation, biological process: alcohol metabolic process.